Molecule: messenger RNA, 6101 nt
Organism: Apis mellifera (honey bee)
Lineage: Eukaryota; Metazoa; Arthropoda; Insecta; Hymenoptera; Apidae
Product: hydrocephalus-inducing protein
Exons: 27
Coding region: 381-5978 (1865 amino acids)
Biological process (GO): axonemal central apparatus assembly; cilium movement
Cellular component (GO): axoneme
Source: RefSeq, a predicted model, not a curated record
ACGGCGUGAAUUACGAUCUCGCUCUUGUUUAUUUCCCCGUUUAGGGAAAGAAGAAAUCUCGCCCGAGAUUAAAGAAGUCAUGAUGGCCAUGGAUAAAUAUUAUUCCGAACUUUCGUUGAUCGAAAAUGUCCUUAAUAAUUGGGACCCUAUAAAAAAGACGAUAGUUGUUAUAUUUUUAUCCAUAUCUUAAUUUCGAUUAUCGACAAUUCGUUCACGAUUUAUUAUCCCCUGUUUAGGAAGCAUCCCCUACAAACAAGUCUAAAAUACCGCGAAGCGCUAGAUCCAAAGACGUGGGUCCUUUCGAGACGGGGAUCCAAGAGGUGCCCCUUAACAAUUUCCACAUAUGGUACGUGAGAUCCAACGAUCCUUGGGAGAAGACGAUGUACGACGUGGUCGUUUCUCAAAUGGGCGAAAAUACCUCGGCGAAACUCGCCAUUCCUGUCGAGGUGGUGCCCGAGCCAGAUCUUCGACCGAAAAUAUAUUCCAUUAUCAGAUGGACGUGUAUCGAGAAACGGGUGAAAAAGAUUCCAAGCAUAGUUUACAAUUUGGUUUCCCUAACACCGACCGUGGAGGUUUCCUGCACGUUCGAGUCGAACAACACGAGCGAGUUGAGCGUGCAGGAGAGCAACGUUAAGAAAAAUCGAAGAAGGAGGAAGAAUUUGUCGAACGUGGAGACGCUAAAAUCAACGAGCAAAGAGAAUCAAUCUUUGAUGAUCGAAAGCAAGGAUGUGAAUUUGUGCUUGGCGCCGGAAACGAUGGUGGAGGAGCCGUUGAAACCAAGAUGGAUAUUGCUGCCGGGCGAAAGUCAGAGGUACAAGAUCCGAUUUCAACCGGAGGAGACAGGCCGCUACGAGGAAACGUACGCCGUGACGAUAGCUGAGGGGAACUGCAUCACUUACGACAUAAACGUUAUCGGUGUCGCGGACGUGCCGAGGCUCGACAUGAAUCCUGACACCAUCUUCAUGAAAACGAUGGCCACUAAAUUGCACGCGACAGACAAUUCCGUAUACUUUUACGACACGGAGACGUAUGACUUUGGAUCCCAGCUGCUUUUCCAUCAAGACCAAAAGCCGCACUAUCGAAAAGCCCGGCUCAAGUUUUGCAACAUUUCCGAAGUGCCUGUGGAAGUUUUCUUCUCCCUUUCCGAAAACGAGUGCUUUUCCAUCGAGCCGCAGAUGCUUUAUAUCGACCAAGGCGAUUGCGCGACAUUGAUGGUGACAUCCCUCGCGACCAGACUCGGGAUCAUCAAAACGAAGCUGUUACUCUGCAUCACGAACAACCCGAAAGUCGAAAUCCUCAUGCUUCAAAACGAGGGCACCAAGUUGGAUAUCGAAUUGGACGGGAAAAAUAUGCUCUUCGGUCGCACGCUACUCUAUCGAAUAGAAUACAGAUAUUUGACGAUUAUAAACAAUACCCCGGUCUCGUUCUUCUGGUUCUUGGAACUUGAGGAUCAAGUCAAUCCUCAGAUAUCGUUCAUACCUUACGAGGGAAUGAUCGAUGCCCACAGCAGGCAAGAAGUGGAAUUCCAGUACAACGCUAACAUGAUCGGCAUGAUCGAGAAAAAAAUAGUAAAGUUCAAAGCGUUCCUCGCCAAAGAAGAUUCGGAUCCCGUUUUCACGGAAAUUAUCCAAGUGUCGGGCGAGACUUACGACGUUACGGUUGACAUCAACGACGCGAAUCCUAUCGAUUUCAAAAAUAUAAAAGCAGAAUUCCCCGCGAAAGCUACGUUCACCAUGAGAAAUCGCGGCAACUAUGAGGUGAAAUACGUAAUAACGUUGCAAGAGAAAGAGAAGCUGAACGAAUUAAAUCUGCCUCGCAAUUUCAAGAAGAGCGUGAAAGUGGAGCCGUGCAGUGGAACCAUUUCGCCUCAUACGGAGAAAAUCGUAGAGCUGACAUUACAUCCGAUGAUGGAGUUGGUACUUAAGGAAGUUCCGAUAUUAAUGUGCAAUUUGAUCGACAUGCAGAAGAAACUCACGAUAAUCGCUGAGAUCCCUUUGAAAGUUUCCCUCGUUUCGUUUUACACGAGAUUUCGAGUUCACCCGUAUCCAGUGGUGAGCUUUGGGACAAUGGCCAUAUGCACGGAGAAAACGAUGUACAUUAACAUCGAGAACACGGGAAAAUUUCCAUUGCAUUAUUUCCUUCAAUUGGUGGAACAUCCAUCCGUGAUCUACAUGACCAAGUUGUGGCCACUAGAGAUUGGAAAGAAAAAACCGAUUAUAACCGAGGCGCUGACGAAAAAGACAAGGAGAGGCAUGAAAACUGAUAAGUCUGCUUUGUCGGAACCGGAAAAAAUAAUAUUGGGGCCGAUGACGAUAACGAAGCUGGAGGGUAAUGUGGACGUUGGUCAAAUGGACAGCGUCGCCAUUAAUUGUUACCCGGAAUUCGUGGGCUCCCAAGAGGAGCAGAUCGUGGUCGUCGUUCCCGAUACCAUACCCGAGGACAAAGACGGGAAGAUAAUCAGUUUAUCGGUGACCUCGUCCAUCCCUUGCAUCGAUUUUCUAAACUUCGACGAGAUGUUUCACGAAAACUACGUGGUCGAAAGAAUUCAAGACUUCGAUUGUUCCAACGAUAUCGGGCCGCACACCGUGUUUGCCCGCCAAGAGAAGUGUCUCUACUUCCGGUUCAUCAGCGUUCAGAGUACUCACACAGCUUGUUUCAAAUUGUUCAAUUACGGCAUAGUCCCCGUGAACAUAUCUAUCGAACUCAUAGAAGACUCAUUUUUACCCAAUAAGACAAGGUUCACCGUGUUCGUCAUAGAGCCGAUGUACGAACAGAUCCUUCCCAUGAACCACAAAGUGUUCACCGUGUCCUUCACUCCGAGCACCAUAAACACGUUUCGCGCGCAAUUUCACGCAAAAGUUGUUUUGCCCUCGCAUCUGGAAGCGGACGAACUGAUAGUGAAACUGAUAGGGGAGUCUUGCGUGCCGGAAGUGGCGAUCACGGAGCCGAUCCAUGCAACGAGGGAAACACCUUGCUUGAACUUUCCACGCACGUUGAUCGACGAAGGCAGUUGCAAAUAUUUCGUAUUGAAGAACGUCGGAUUCAUCAAGGCGAAAGUGAUCGUUGAAAUAGUGGAGGAUCCGAACAACGUGUUCACUUUCUUCCCUUGCCCGGACACGCAGCAUUUGUUGCAAAUUUUGGAGGACUAUUGCAACGAGCCGUACGAUCGAUGCACCGUGGUACGCUUGGGAUUCAAAGACACAGCAUGUUUUAAAGCAACGUUUGCGCCCGAAAAAAUUGGAAAGUUCUACGGGAAGAUUCGUUUGCACGUGAUCGAUAAUCCUUACGAGAAUCUAACGAUCAAUCUGGAGGGGGAUUGUUACGUGGAGGCGGUCGUGUUGGAAGGUCUACCCCUCGAUGACAAUAAAGUUAGAAUCUCGAAUGUGGGAAAUCGAGAAAAUUACAGGCGGAAAUUAACGUCCAGGCAGGCCUCCUUGUUGUCAGAGUCGAACAAUCAGUCGGUGAACUUGCCCUAUCUCACCUAUAUUCUCGACUACGGGCUUUGUUUCGUUAGUAAAAUGUAUAAAAAGACAUUUAAGAUCAUCAACAAAACGACGGACCGAUGGUUCCGUUUCCAAUGGGGUUUGCAUAACCACGUUGUGUUCGAGCCAUCUACUGGACAUAUAAAGUAUCUCACGUUCAAAGAGAUCAUCGUUACUUUCUUGGCAACGGAGCCGAAAACUCACCAGAACACUUCUAUCGAGUGUUCGAUAUGCGAGAUAUUGGUAGAGAAUCCGGAUGACGAAAUUGCAUGGGACGACAGGCAAACGGAGGUGCAAUGGAACAAGGUAUAUAGCGACUUAUCGAUGAAUGACGAUUUGUUGAAGAAGACCGUGGAACCGACCAUGGAGUCGAGUCACAACAUCGUCCCCGGAACGACGAAAAUUCUCCAACUCCUGUUAAACGCGAACGUUGCAUAUUCGGAAUAUUCGUGCAUCGUUGAAGAAAUAUUUUUCAAAGAUACCUUGAUGUAUCAGACCAGGGAGUAUACGUUCACCUUGACAAAUCCAGGUGUCGUGAACACGAUGUAUAUAUGGAAGAUAAACAUGGACGAGCAGUAUCCGAAGAGAUACCUGGGGGAGAAUUCAAACGUGAACUCAAGACAGAAAAUGUCGGAAUCCUCGAGCCACGUUUCGAAAUCGUUCAGGGGAACGUUGUCCGCGAUGAGUCAAAGAAACUAUUACGAGGACGACGUGAGCGCCGACGACUCCAAGUUUUUUUCACAACAAUGCACCUCGUUCAUUACUGACAGCGUGGAUAUAAAAGGGUUGAGCACGACCAGGCCGUCGGAUCUGUUCAGCAGCACCGCCGGAUUGUCGGGAAGAACCACCGACAGUUGGCUGGAAGGCGACGAUUUGCCGUUCGCAAUCCACCCUGAGAUGGGGACGAUACCGCCCGGAAAAUCCGAGGAAUGUACAUUAAAAUUCUCCCCCAAGGAUGUAUUUUAUUACAAGGCAUACCUUACGUGCAAGAUAGAGAAUCUGAAUCCUCAUCUGCCGAUCUUGAUGAUACCAGUCGUGGCAAGAAGUUUGUUACCGUACUGUCACUUCGACGUGCAGGAGAGCGACUAUGUAUCGAGCGGGAGGCGUAAUGCGCACCUACCCGGCCCCGUGGGAUACGAAAUAGACGAUCCAGAUCUAUGGCGGAACAUCAGGGUAAUCGAGUUUAAAGUGAUCGGCGUUGGCGAAACCCACGUGAGAAAAUUCCACUUGGUCAACCCUACCGUGGACGAUUACCAUUUCUCGUGGAAGAAUCAAAGCCUUCUUAGCGGGAUCGAGAUAUCGAAUUUUCACUGCACGGUGACCGAGGGGAUAGCCGAACGCGGGAAACGUACCGACAUGUCUUUCACGUUUUUGGCAAGCGAUAUCGGAGUCUUCGAAUCGUUCUGGCUCUUCUCCAUCGAGAAAUACAAUCUGGAAUGCCUUUUUCUCGUCGUCGGCAUCGUGACCGAACCGUCGGUGUACUGUAUGAUAGCACACGUGAAACUGAAGCCAACAAUCUUGGGAUUCAACGUGAGAGAAUCGAUAAAAUUUCUGAACAACGAGAAUUUCCACAUACCGUUCAGAGUGGUGGAAGAAUCCCUUUAUUCGGAGGGUAAAUUUCAAAAGCUCAACAUCACCCCAAUGACAGGAACCUUAGUGUCCAAGUGCGAACAGCAUCUCUGGAUCGAGUACCAUCCAACCCGGGUCGGUGAAUUCAAAUUUUACAUUCAAUGCGCCGUGAACCUGAUGAAAAAACCGAUUACCAUAUUAGUGAACGCCUACGUUUACGAUAUAUCGCUCUCGGUUACCUAUUGCUUGCCAAGCGGCGAAAUAGCGACGGCUAUUAAGAACAAGGAGAACGUUAUCGACUUUGGCAAGAUAAUACCCGAAAUACCGAACACCGUGAAAUUCGACUUAAAGAAUACCUGCAAAGUGGCGUUCUAUUACUGUUGGGAGCUCGGCAUCACCUCAGAAAUUACGUUCAAAAAUUCGUACACCAUAACGACGUCUCAGAAACAAGGUCAUCUAACCAGCGAGAAUCAAUGUACCUGUUACUUGACUUUGACGACAUUUCAGAAAAUUCACAUAAAAGAUCAUUGCGUUUUGCUGAAAAUUUCCAACGGUCCCUUUUAUAAAUUCAUAUUGAAAGCGUUCUCCAAGAAGCCUGCUAUCGAAUUCAGUUUCAAUCGUUACGAUUUUGGAUAUUGUUACAUUCACGAGAACGAAUCAAUUCCGUACAAGACGGAGCUUACAGUGACAAACACCGAAGACAUAUCAUACGUACUCGAAUGCAAGUACGAGAAGAAACCCCAUCUCUUCAUCGAUUUGAAUUUCAUGUCCGAAGCGUUGGCCGCCCAUUCUAAGAUCGUCAUACCGAUCAAUUUUCAACCGUUUGAGGAGAUAAAGUACCACGAGUGCUUGGUGUUUGUGAUCAAUUCGCUUUACGAGAGGAAAAUAACGAUUACAGGCGAGGGGAUCCCUUAUAAAGUAAAUUAGUCCCGAAUGAAAAUUUUUCGUGUAGAGAUAAGGCGAAUCUGUGUUCGUGAUAAAUCAAGUUUCUCGAUGAAACGAAAGAUUAAUUGAAACGAAAGUUGUGAAAUAAAACUUAAUUUUAGUUUC